AUGGUUGUUGCAAAGCUGGUCGUCACAGCCUCACUGGUUUGUGCAGUCGUCGCUCAAGAUGCAAUUACCGCUAACGGAGGCAACUUCACGCUCACAGGCGAUGAUGUUUCCUACCUGUUCCAUGUCAACACAGCGAGUGGCGACUUGGUCUCGGAUCACUUUGGAGCACCGGUCACGGACUUUGUGCCACCUGCAUUCAUUCUCCCAUGGGGCUGGCAUGACGGAAAGGUUAACGACAGGCGCGAGUUUCCCGAUAUCGGUCGAGGUGAUGUUCGUCUGCCUGCAAUUCACAUCGAGCACUCGAACGGGGACACGGUGUCAGCCUUCCUCUACCAAUCUCACGAAAUCGUCCCUGGCAAGCCUUCUAUUCCUGGUUUCCCAGCGACAUACGGGAACGAAUCCGAUGUAACCACCCUUCAAGUUCAGCUCUAUGACAACGUCUCUGACGUCGGCGCUGUGCUUUCCUACAGCAUCUUUCCCAAGUACAACGCCAUCGCCAGGAGCUUCAAGAUCACCAACAACGGAACUAGCGAUAUCGUCAUAGAGAGAGCCGCAAGCUUCUCCUUUGACUUCCCCAACCUGGACUUCGAAGUCAUCGAGCCCCAUGGCGACUGGUAUCACGAGAUGAAUACUGUCAGGCGCAAGGUGGAUUAUGGCGAGACGAGCUUUCGGUCUACUGAAGGCUACGCUGGACACACUCACAACCCGUUCUACAUGCUCACAUCUCCUUCCACAACUGAGAAUAGCGGCGAAGCUUGGGGCUUCAACCUAGUCUGGUCCGGCUCGUUUGAGGCAGCUCUCCAUAAGUUUUCUAAUGGAUACGUGCGGGCGCUCCUUGGCCUGAACCCGCUGCACGCCAGUAUUCGUGUCGCUCCUGGCGAUAGCUUCCAAGCUCCGGAGGCUGUUUCAGUCUACAGCUCUGCUGGUAUCGGUGGGGUGUCUCGCUCGUACCACGACUUGUAUAGGAACCACUUGUCUAGGCACAAGGCGACGCACGAAACCCGUCCGAUACUUCUUAACAGCUGGGAAGGAUUGGGGUUUAACAUUAACGACACCGCUGUUGUCAAUCUUGCUGGCGAAUCAGCUGAUCUUGGUAUCGAGCUCUUGGUCCAAGACGAUGGUUGGUUUGGCGUCGAGUAUCCCCGUAACAACGACAGUCUCGGACUAGGUGAUUGGACACCCAACCCUGCCAAAUUUCCCAACGGUCUCAAGCCCUACAUCGAUCAAAUUGUCAAGAUUGACGUCGUCAACGCAAGUACCAAUGACAGCACCAACACUGCUAUCAAGUUUGGCAUUUGGGUCGAACCCGAGAUGACCAACCUCAACUCGACAUUGUACAACGAGCACCCCGACUGGAUCCUGCAUUCCGGAAAGCACGCGCGAACGAUGGUCCGAAACCAAUUUGUCUUGAACGUCGGACUACCAGAAGUGCAAGAUUUCAUCAUCGACACCGUCUCCCGCAUCGCUGACUCGGCGCCCAUCUCUUACUUCAAGUGGGACAACAACAGAGGCAUGCACGAACUCGCCCGCCCAUCAGACUCCUACAACUACAUUCUCGGCCUCUACCGCGUACUCGACACGCUGACCACAAAAUACCCGGACAUCCUCUGGGAAGGCUGCGCCAGCGGCGGCGGCCGCUUCGACCCGGGGCUCCUGCACUACUGGCCGCAGCACUGGACGUCAGACAACACCGACGCAGCCGACAGACUGCAGAUCCAGCUGGGCACGUCGCUGGUCUACCCGCCCUCUGCCAUGGGCUGCCACAUCUCCAAGUCGCCCAACGGCAUAACAGGGCGCGAAGCGAGCUUCACCUACCGCGGGCACGUGGCGAUGAUGUGCGGCAGCUUCGGGCUGGAGCUGAACCCGCACGAGCUCAGCGCCGACGAGAUCGCACAGCUGCCCUCCAUCAUGGCAGACGCGCACCGCGUGAACCCUAUCGUCAUCUCGGGCCAGUUCUACCGCCUCGCGGGCCCGCAGGACAGCAACUGGCCCGCGGUGCAGUUUGUGAGCGCGGACGGCGCCGAGGCCGUUGUGUUUGCGUUCCAGCAACAGUACACGACGAAGCCUGCGGCGCCGCCGCUGCGGCUGCAAGGCUUGGACCCGAAGGCGCGGUACUUCAACAGCCUGGACAAUGGCACGUACAGCGGAGCCACGUAUGCGAACGCGGGGAUCAACGCCGGGUGGGAUCGGGGGAUUUACCAGAGCAAGUUGAUUUUCCUGGAGAAGCGUUGA
Messenger RNA from Didymella exigua CBS 183.55, 2232 nucleotides. RefSeq names its product glycoside hydrolase family 36 protein. The record is from RefSeq and is a predicted model, not a curated record. The coding region runs from base 1 to 2232 and encodes 743 amino acids. Gene Ontology annotation, molecular function: alpha-galactosidase activity. Lineage: Eukaryota; Fungi; Ascomycota; Dothideomycetes; Pleosporales; Didymellaceae. The transcript is spliced from 5 exons. Gene Ontology annotation, biological process: carbohydrate catabolic process.